GCAGGCAGGGUCGGUAUGCGCUGGCUGGAUCUCGUCCUGCUUGUUCGUCUGCCCGGGCUCUGGGGGCGAUGACGAAAGCUUCCACCACCAACAGUCUCUGAAGCGAAAGACCUUCUCAUAUCUUAGCGGUCGAGCGAGAGUUGAAAGUAUGUCAUACGCAGCCUCAUCUCGUUCCCCCGAUGAAGCUCGCCGUCGACAGUGCUCUCCCCAGGCCAAGUCCACCAGCCUGGGCAUCGUCUACUCCAUCACUGGAGCUGAAUAGUAGGCUGCCAUCGCAAAGGUCCAAACGAGCGUCUUUUACUUCUAAGAGAAAGUCAACUGCUCCUUUACGAAUUAGUGGGCCCUCUGAAUUCAGAACAGUCUCUAGUUUCGCAACUUCUCCUAGGGGAUUCCAUCCUGACAGUUUUAUUCUCCCUUCUCCUGGACAGUUUCGACCCCUUGAGCUGAGCUUCGAAGCCUCCGGCAAUGGACUACCAGAUCUUCCUGAGUUUGAUACAUUUCAAGUAGAAGAAGAAUGCCCAGUACUUACACGGCCUCCGCGCACUCUGAGAACCUCCGCUGAUAUCUCCCGUAUAUCCCGCGCCAAAUCCCACCGACUUUCUUCUUUUCAAUUAGUGCGGAAACCUGUCGGCUCUGGAUCCCGGCGAUCCUCUCUAGCUACUAUGGAACAGCUCAUGGAUAAAAGAGUUCCUUUCAGUAACCCCUUGGUCCCUCACUUUUCUGCUCAUUCACAAGCAGAUAAUGAUCUGACUGCAAGUCAGCAUCACUCUGGUUACACUAGUCUGGACUCAGUCAAUGGUUGCGGAUUGGUAGUGUCGAAGCCGGAGCCUCCCAAAGAGCCACAAGCAAGCAGAGUCACUAUACCCCCUAGAACUCCUACCAACGCCAGCACCAACCUGCAGGACAGGCCAUUACCCCCUAUCCCAGUGGAGGAUUCUCCUUCAUCAAGCACCACCCAACGACCCCCAACAACACCGACGGACACCCGACCACCCACCACUCCUUCCGAGAAUCGUAACCCUAACUCAGCAACAACAACACCCACCCGAUCUGGCCGCGUCACCCAAUGGCUCUUCCAGUCAAGCAACAAGGUCUCCUCCUUCUCUUCCUCCGUAUCCCCUUGGAAGUCCACCUUCAACGACAAAAACCCCUUCCGCAUCCGCUCUCGUACCCUCAGUGGUUCUACUAUCACCUCAAGUCUGACCAGCCUAACAGGGGGCUUCAAGACUACCCCAUCUUUAUCCAGCAAUACUACAGCAGUCACCCCAGCUCGUCCACACCACAUUGAUCCCCGUCUGGAAAAGGAGUUGGACGUGCCUAUGUCUUUUUCUCGUCCCUAUAUACCUAAACAAGUUGAUGAGCCCACCAUCUACCCAACUAUCUUUGAAGGUCAACAACAGCAUCAGCAUCCGCAGAACGGAUAUGAUGAAUUCGAUCACAAUUACUACACGACGUAUCGUCGGUCCGCGGUCGGUUUAGCUUUCUAGGGGGAUUGAGGCGAGAGACCUAUUUGUGUAUAUAGCUUUCACUUUUACGCCGUCUUGACUAAUCCUUUUCUGGUAAUAGUUCGUCUGCUUAUUAUUAUAUACCUUAUUGUUUUUGAUAUUUGACUAUGGAUCACUCGUCUCUUUCCGUUUCAAUUUAUUUCUCUACCUAUUCAAUCUUGGCCAGUAGAACAGACGACAAAAC
Aspergillus caelatus is the source of this 1689-nucleotide messenger RNA. RefSeq lists its product as uncharacterized. The coding region runs from base 180 to 1487 and encodes 435 amino acids. The record is from RefSeq and is a predicted model, not a curated record. The transcript has 2 exons. NCBI's taxonomy places the organism in Eukaryota, Fungi, Ascomycota, Eurotiomycetes, Eurotiales, Aspergillaceae.